AAUCGUCUAGUCAGAUUCGUGAACAAGACGUUUAGAUCGGGUUUGUGAACAAUGUGAAAAGAUCCGAUCAAAAAGAAAGAUUCGUUCACGAAUAGGACAUCGCUAAUAUGCAGAGCCCCCCCUGUGUCAGAGCCUAUGCAAGCGGUUUAUUGAACACAGCGAGCAGCUCCCUUUGAGCUUCACGGCUCAAUCGAGAUUAUUUCCCAUCUGGUUACCGACGUAGAAAGUAACUACAUGCUGUUUUCGACGAAAGGUGACAAGUCCAACUAAGAAAAGGAAAUGGCCUGGUUCCACCAGGCUUUACAAGGCUCGGGCCAGCCAGAUGGAUCCAUGAUGCCCCCUACAGUGGAAGAUCUGUCCCAUUCUCAGGUCUCCAAGCACACCAUUACACAGUUAGGGAUGUCUGAUGGGCAAGGUUGGUCAACUCUUCCCCCAGUUUCCAUCACAGACUUUCCGCCUGCUUCAGGAGGCAUUGUUCCCCAACGUCUGGAAGCACUGUCCUACACAUCCCUCAACGUGGGCUCCAGAGAAGACUCUGUGCCGCUGUCUUUCGUGACGCUGCAGGAGCAACGAUGUGUACUAAGUUGGUUUUUAGGAUGGAACGCUGUCCAGAAGCAACGCUUUCUGGAAGAUCUGAUUUCAAAGGCUGUGCCUGGAAAGGUGUCCAGUUUAUUAGACCAACUCAACACACUGCAGGUGAAUGAUCGCCCACCUAACAUUUUUGAAUGCCAGUUAAGGCUGUGGACUCAGUGGUUUGAUUCAUGGAGCGAAGAGGAGAGAAAUGCCUUUUUGAACAGCUUAGAGGAGAAGGAUCCAACCUUUGCUGCAUACUUCUAUAGCCGGGUUGCUGGAACAGCAGGCAGAGAUUGAGGGUCUUCGUACAACGUUUUUUGUUUGUUUUUUCACUCUUCAAAAUGAAACUGAAAUCAAGUCUCCUAUACAGUUCUACUGUUAAAAAGAGUUUUGAACAGCAAUGUUUGUUAUGCACGUGAGUGUAGUUUUCAAGCACUGUUGAGCCUGUUUAGAUGCAAAAAAAAAUCUUGUUAUAAAGUUGUUGG
Sinocyclocheilus anshuiensis is the source of this 1058-nucleotide messenger RNA. RefSeq lists its product as uncharacterized. The coding region runs from base 280 to 870 and encodes 196 amino acids. The record is from RefSeq and is a predicted model, not a curated record. The transcript is spliced from 3 exons. Lineage: Eukaryota; Metazoa; Chordata; Actinopteri; Cypriniformes; Cyprinidae.